UUUUUAAAGCACCCAAAUGAUAAAGAAAUUUACCCACCAUAAUUAAAACAUUUCCACUCGUCACCACUUCUUAUCAUCAACUCCUUAUAAAUAUUCUCUCCCCAAUCACUACCCUACAUAGUUAGACCUUUUUCACUCAAAAUACAAAACAACCACAAAACUCAAUCCCCCACCAUUCCCAAGCCAUGGACUGGUUUUCAUGGCUAUCAAAAACUGGCCUAGACCCUCCUCUCAUCUACGACUACGGCCUAGCUUUCGCAAGAAACGAGCUCCAAUACGAGGACAUAGCUUACUUCAACCAUGAGUUUCUUCAGAGCAUGGGAAUCACUGUCGCCAAACACAGGCUAGAGAUUCUCAAGGUGGCAAAGAAGGAAAAUGGAGGCAACCCCAGAUCGCUCUCAAGGCUUUUCUUGGCGUUAAGCAAGACCAAGAAGUCGUUUGGCAAGUACAUAAGCAAAUUCGUGUUUCAAGACGACAUGUCGUCUAAGGAUUUGCCUGACCAUCAUUAUAGAGAGCGGUCUCAGGAGCACUGGAGAGGAGCUCUGCUGAGGAAGCAGAGGAGUGGCGAUGAGAUGAGGGAUAAUGGGCCGGGCCUGAAGAACCGGGCCUUGGCUCUUUCUGGGCCUCUGGAUUCCAGGGUCCAUGAGAGGUUGAUCUCCAAUACCAAGAGUUUGAAGCUGUCUGGGCCUCUGGAUGGUAAGCUCCAUGAGAGGCUGAUGUAUCCAAAUAGAAGCCCAAAGUUAACUGGGUCUGGGCCUCUAAAUGGGAGGGGACCGCUGCCAGAGAGGUUGAUGAUUACUACCACAAGGAGCCCAAGAUUGUCUGGGCCUUUGGAUGGGAGGGUCCAUGAUAGGAUCUUUGUUACAACAACUAAAAGCCCAAAGAUGUCUGGGCCUUUGGAUGGGAGAGUUCUGAGCCCAAAGUUCUGCACUCCUUAUGAGAAGGAAAAAGCGGAUGUUGAUGAGUUUGAUGAUCAUUCACUUUGGACCACCUUGUUCCACGACAUGAAACCCACUUGAGAUUUUCUUGGUUUUCCAAUCAGAGGGGUGAGAGAAAAAAAAAUGUAUAACUUUUAUAUAUUUGUUUUUACUCAAUGUGAUGGAAAUAAUAUUACAGUGCCACUAGUAUUGACCUCUAUACUGCAUAUACAUGGGUCACUUGUUUUGGGCAUUGACACUAGUGUGGUUGGUUCGUCUCUUAAAGAUUUUUAGUAGUCGUUUUUUAAAUGGCCUCUUUUGGAGUGUGUCUAGAAGUUUUUGGAUAUUUAUUUCCCCAUUAUUUUGCAAUUUUCUUGGUUCUUUUUUAUGUGUUGUCUCCUGACUCUAUGAACUUAUUCAUUUACUUUUACUUAUUUAUUUUUUUAAUUCGGGGUGGAGUAAUUUGAACUCUAAAUCACGUGGAAUCCAAAUGUGAAUU
Morus notabilis is the source of this 1416-nucleotide messenger RNA. RefSeq lists its product as uncharacterized. Gene Ontology annotation, molecular function: protein binding. The record is from RefSeq and is a predicted model, not a curated record. Lineage: Eukaryota; Viridiplantae; Streptophyta; Magnoliopsida; Rosales; Moraceae. The transcript has a single exon. Bases 186 to 1019 code for a protein of 277 amino acids.